CACCAGCAGCAGCUCUCACAUUCUCAGUCAUCGCCCAACAGCAAUCCGGCCGCAGCGACCAAUCCCUGCAAUCUUCGAAAAACGCAAACCGACACUUGCUGAUCCAAAUCGGCCAUGGCGGCGGCGGCUCUUCAGGCACAGCGCCUCUUCCUCACGCCCUCCACCACCUCCUCGUCACUCACGACGCGGCCGCCGCGCCGGACCCGGACCACGGCCGCCCCCUGCCGCGCCGGCCCGUCCGGCGUCCAGACAACGACCGCGUCGUCCAUCCCAGCGGACGGCGGCAUCAAGCUCGACUGGAUCGACGUCACCACCAGCACCACCACCAGCGCCGGCUCCCCCCGCGCCGCCGCCGACCGCAGCACCACGGCGGUGAUCGACAAGCUCCGCGCGGUGGCGGAGGCCGCGGCGGACCGGGCCGAGAUGCACGACAUCAUCGGGCGGCAGCGGGACAACUGGAACCACCUGCUGCUCCACUCCACCAACUCCCUCACGCUCGCCGCCUCCGUCAUGGCCGCGCUCGCGCCCGCCGCGCCGGGCACGGGGGCCGUGGCCGCCUCCGCGGGUGUCCUCCUCGCCACGGCCGCCGUCACCAUGGCCGCCGUCAACAGGAUCCAGCCGUCGCAGCUCGCCGAGGAGCAGCGCAACGCCACGCGCCUCUGGAGGCAGCUGGAGCGCGACGUCCGCGCCACGCUCGAGCUGCGGCGGGACGACGCCGCCGACGCGCAGGACGCCAUGGACAGGGUGCUGGCGCUGGACGCCGCGUACCCGCUGCCGCUGCUCCCGGGAAUGCUGGAGAAGUUCCCCAAGGCCGUCGAGCCCGCGCGGUGGUGGCCGCGCCGCCGCCCGCAGCAGCAGCAGCCGGCUAAGAGCACCACCCGGUCCAGGAGCUUCGGCAGCCGCCGCGGCGUCAGCACCAGCACCGGCAACGGCAACGGGUGGAGCCAGGAGCUGGAGGAGGAGCUGCGCGGCCUGCUGCGCGUGCUCCGGGCCAAGGACGAGCACCAGUACCUGAAAGUGGGGAAGCUGGUCCUGGCCGUCAACCGCGGGCUCGCCGUGGCGGGGCCGGCGCUGGCGGGCACGGCGGCGGUGGCGGCGGCCUUCAUCGGGACCGGUGGAGACGGAGCUGCUUCGACGUCUGCGUGGGCGUCCGGCGCCGCCGUGGCGUGCGGCGCGCUGGCGGCGUGCGUGAACACGGUGGAGCACGGGGGCCAGCUGGGGAUGCUGUUCGAGCUGCUCCGGAACUGCGCCGGGUUCUACCGGAAGGUGCAGGAGGACAUCGAGGCGGUGCUCGGGGAGGCCGACGUCGAGCGGAGGGAGAACGGGGAGGUGUUCCGGACCAAGGUGGCCCUGCUGCUCGGCCGCGACGCGGCGGAGCUCCGGCAGUUCAGGAGGAUGGCGUCCGCGUCGGUGAAGGACGAGGAUAUCAAGGACUACGCCGGGAAGCUCUUCUGAUGAUCGUCGGAAGAAUGUGCAUAUACACUAUCGGAAACUCGGGUUAUUCAUUAGUUCAUAACACAAAUUAGUGUUCGUACAUACUACUAGUACUCUACUAGAUAGGAAGAGGAAUUCCAUUGAUUCUUUUUGUAAGUAACAUGCAAAUCGCAUUCAUUCCAACUGUGAAAUGGCAAUUCUUUGAUUUGAGAUUAUAUA
Molecule: messenger RNA, 1653 nt
Organism: Sorghum bicolor (sorghum)
Lineage: Eukaryota; Viridiplantae; Streptophyta; Magnoliopsida; Poales; Poaceae
Product: probable F-box protein At4g22030
Exons: 1
Coding region: 115-1455 (446 amino acids)
Source: RefSeq, a predicted model, not a curated record